GCUGGCCACUAUGCAGCUGAACACCUUUGCAAGGAUUCAACGAAGAAAUCCUACAGCAAUGGGGCCAACGUUCAAAUGGUCAUCGAGAACAGCGAAAACUCUUUUGUUCCCACGGUUGGCCGCUGGGGCAGCGAAUGGCCUAGCUGACUCGAUGACAGAAGCUAUUGGAGACCAAAUGGCACCCUCUUAGGGGAUGAUGUGGGGGACCUAGAUGUGACCCCCAUCGAUUCGAAUACCAUUGGAUUGGACAGGCUUGAUUCGUUGCUUUUGGAAGGAUCUGAAGAAAAUGAUGACGUUCACGAGUAUUUCGGCAGCUCGAAUGGGAAAUUAACAACUUCUCCAACUCCAUACCUCGACAACAACAACAUCAAGAACUCCUUUUAUGGACUUUUAGAUAAGACCCAAGUGAUAAACGCUUGGCCAACAGAACAUCCUUUACCAUUACCAAAAUGGAAGACCAGAGUUCAGAAAACUUAUUAUCUCGAAGAUAUGGAGACUUAUCAGAAACUAUGUUGGGACAUUGAAGUCAAUUUGCAGAAGUUAUUGGAGGACCUUAACUAUGACACCGUUAAUAAUUUGCUGACCUUCUAUCGAGCCUACAAGAAAUGGGGUAGAGGAGACUUUAUCACGUUUUUCAGAAGCUAUUCACCACCAGUUUGUCCGCCCAAUCUAACAUGUGUAGGACUGGCAUUAGAAUUAUGGAAUAGAUUAUGUAUACUAGAUGACGAAUUUCCUAACAUAAGCGAGCACUUUUUCAUUGUCUCAUGUGAAGAAAACAUUGAAUUAUUAGAACAAUACAUAUCCAACGGCAGAUUCUUGGAUCCAUAUUCGGUGGAAAAGGAACAUGUACUUCUCGCUUUGAAGAUUCAAGUAGGCAACCGACAAGGAAUAUUGUUAUCGGACCCUGGAUAUCAUAUUGGAAGAGUUGUUACAGUGAUGAAGGAUAAAUCUUAUCCACAUACUGGUUGGUUUGUUCAGUCGAAUGAGAACAACAUGAAAAAAGAAUACAGUUAUGAAUAUUCUGGCCUGAGCAAUGAUUUUAUAGAGUGGAAAUCUUUAAAUGUGAAGGGUGAAGUUGUACAAAGUUCGGAAUCUGCUCUCAUUUACGUCGCUAGAGCUUACCAGACAGCAGUUGAUGUAACGGAAAGAAGAAAUCUAGUAUACAACUUUAGAAGCUUACUAUCUAGAGACCAAAAGGGUCAUCUCAUUGCUGGAAUUUAUUUCAAAAUGAAGGAAAACUCAGAUGAAUUUACCAUGUUCUACAAGGAAGGAGAUCUUAAGAGAAGGGUCAAAAUGAAGUUUUCUCAAUUUUCCAAAGGUGAAGAAGUUGAUGGAAUAUCUGCUGAAUUGAUAAAUAAAUGCAACGAACAACUCAAUCUCCCAGUCAACUCCCUACCCCAACUACUACGAGAAAUUGGGGAAAUGAUGCAAGACAGAAGUUUCGUUUCGAUAAUGCUUGGAGUAAAUAAUGAUAUCGGCAUGUUUGCGGAGCAUUAUUGACAAAGAGCCAAAAAUAAAGAAACCCUCAGGUUUUUUUCAAUACUUUUUUUCAUUAUAUUGGUUGUGGUCUUUAUUGACAUUUUAACUUCUUGACAUUAUGUAGUAUAUUUAUUAGUUUUUAUUCCUAUUAUAUCAAUUAUAUCAAAAUUGAAAAAAAAAAUACUAAAAUUGUAACCUUAGUCCUUGUUGAUUUGUAUUCAACAUUAAAAUUAUAUUUGACUUUUACCAGCUUGUUUAGCACCUUAUGAAUAAAUGAAUGAUAAAUACACAA
This is a messenger RNA of Harmonia axyridis, 1771 nucleotides long. RefSeq lists its product as uncharacterized. The transcript is spliced from 4 exons. The coding region runs from base 490 to 1500 and encodes 336 amino acids. The record is from RefSeq and is a predicted model, not a curated record. NCBI's taxonomy places the organism in Eukaryota, Metazoa, Arthropoda, Insecta, Coleoptera, Coccinellidae.